Mus caroli (Ryukyu mouse) is the source of this 1196-nucleotide messenger RNA. RefSeq names its product transmembrane protein 95 (gene Tmem95). The record is from RefSeq and is a predicted model, not a curated record. NCBI's taxonomy places the organism in Eukaryota, Metazoa, Chordata, Mammalia, Rodentia, Muridae. Gene Ontology annotation, biological process: fusion of sperm to egg plasma membrane involved in single fertilization. Gene Ontology annotation, cellular component: acrosomal membrane; sperm plasma membrane.
CAACUCCUCCCAUACCCCAGCAGGCUUCAUGUGGGUGCUGGCUCUGGGUGGGGCUUUCUUGGCCGUGGCCAAGGCUUGUAUCUUCUGUCGUCUCCAAGAUCAUGCCUUGGCAAACCGCCUGGCUCAGCUCAAUAACCAGACGAAGCCGAAGUGGAAAUGGAAGGAAUGGGCUUCCCCAGAUUUCUCAGCCUUUGCCUUAGAUGAGGUUUCAAUGAAGCAAGUCACAGAGAAAACUCACCGAGUCCUGAGAGUCAUAGAGAAAAAAGGAUCCGUCUCUUUGAUUCCAUUAUACUGGCAAUGGCUUCAGAAGACCAGGAUCCCCCAGUACACCAGGGAAGCUCUCUGUGCUCCCGUCUGCCGGGGCAGCACCAUCCUGUACAACUGCUCCACCUGCGAGGGCAAGGAGGAGUCUUGUUGGCCCCAAAAGCGCUGCUACCCAGACAGUCACGAUCUGUGGGACGCUAGGAUUCUGCUCCUAUGCAUCUUCGGAAUUGUCCUGCUUUCGGGUGUUGUGAGCCUCCAAGUGGAGUACCUGAAGCUGCAAGCAAAAGACUUGUGAAGAGGAGGACAGCUUUUCCAGCCCCAGCUCUAAGAAAUCUGUGUCCACAAUUUCCACAUCCCUUAGGGUGGGAACCAGACACUUUGUAGACCCAGCCCCAAAGCCUCAAUCUUUCAGACCCUAAACCUCAGACUUCUGCUAUCAAUAUUCCUGUCAGAUGGCCUCCAGGAACCCAAGCACCCACAGCUGGAAAGUCCCUCCCUUUCUGUGUUCCACCAAUCAAACAGAGCAGCAGAUGAUGCCAGGAAAUUAUCUACAGAAGGAAAGAAUCCCUUACCACCACCACUCCCACAUCCCCUCUGUCCAUUCCCGGAAAGCGGGGGACUGUUGGCCUGUAGAUGUUGCUCUAGGCCCUCCAAUGACUGAUCCGAAAUCCGGGAAUGAGGGUUCUGGAAAACUCUCUCCCUCUGGGGUGAGACCACAUCAGUCAACCCGCUGGCAUACAGUCCCUCCAUUGUAUUAAUAUUGUGCAGCCUGGACCUUCCCCUCCUUCUGGGCCUGUGUAAAUCUGCUGUGUGAUGCCUUCCAUCCCCGUCUGGCUCCAUCUGCAACUUGGGCAGGCAGAUGGGAUGGGAAUUCUUAGGAAUUCUAGUUAGAGGUGCCCCCCGCCCCCAAUAGAUAUUUAGCAAUGUCUGGA